GCCGCGCCCUAUAAUUUGCGCUGCGGGGCGCGGGCUGCUCUGUCCGCCCGCAGGGUCCCGCCGCCGGUCUUUCCCUGCCGCCCCGCGCUAUGAAGGUCGCUGCCGUCGUCCCCUCGCCGCUGCCCGCGGGCGCCGGUGGCCCGCUGAAGGCGGUGCGGCCCGGGGAGGCCGCCCGCUGCGGGCCGGGGCCGGGAGUGUCCCCGGGAGCGGCGGAGCAGGCGGCCGCCGCGCUGCUGUACGACAUGAAGGGCUGCUACUCGCGGCUGCGGGCGCUGGUUCCGACGCUGCCGCGGCACCGGCGGGUCUCCAAGGUGGAGCUGCUGCAGCACGUUAUCGACUACAUCUGGGACCUGCAGCUGGCGCUGCAGUGCGGGCCCCCCCGCCCCGCCGCCGCCGCGGAUCCCCCCGAGGCUCCGUGCGUACCCGCUGCCGACCGGAUCCUCUGCCGCUGAGACCGCUCCGGACCCGCCGCGGACAUCCCGGGACCACGGCCACCUGCAUCCCGGGUCCCCUGGGGGCAUCCCCCCGCAGCCCGGGCCGGGGGUGCUGCCCGAUGUAUCCUUCUCAGAUUGCUGAGAGCAUUCCCCGUAUUGUAUAUUACAAUGAUGCUGGAGAAUAUUGUUCUACAAUAGCUGGAGUUUUGUUAUUAAACAAGCCCUGAUGACCAGG
This is a messenger RNA of Strigops habroptila (Kakapo), 669 nucleotides long. RefSeq names its product inhibitor of DNA binding 1, HLH protein (gene ID1). The coding region runs from base 90 to 452 and encodes 120 amino acids. Gene Ontology annotation, cellular component: nucleus; cytoplasm. Gene Ontology annotation, molecular function: transcription regulator activity; protein dimerization activity. Lineage: Eukaryota; Metazoa; Chordata; Aves; Psittaciformes; Psittacidae. The record is from RefSeq and is a predicted model, not a curated record. The transcript has 2 exons. Gene Ontology annotation, biological process: negative regulation of transcription by RNA polymerase II; cell differentiation; circadian regulation of gene expression.